AUGAAAGGAAGAAGCGAUAAUGAGGUCAAUGGGAUCCUGGAAGAAGAGCAAAAUAGAUACUGGGAGCUUGAAAAGCUUGUGCUCGAAUUCGAAACCGCAUUCAACGAACUUGGUCUGCGAGUUUGGGAGUUUUUGACAAAAUACUGGCAACCUCGCAUGAUCAAGUACCUCUCACAUCGCGACCCCUACGACAAGAAGCAUCACGAAGAGACAAGGAAACUUGGGGUCAAUUUAGAAGUCGACGACAGUAAUAUUCCUGGGUGGAUACACAUGUUGGGAAAUAAGAUUGAAGAUAUGGAGGAUGAGAGUUUCUAG
Messenger RNA from Penicillium malachiteum, 315 nucleotides. RefSeq lists its product as uncharacterized. The record is from RefSeq and is a predicted model, not a curated record. Lineage: Eukaryota; Fungi; Ascomycota; Eurotiomycetes; Eurotiales; Aspergillaceae. The transcript has a single exon. Bases 1 to 315 code for a protein of 104 amino acids.